Danio aesculapii is the source of this 5972-nucleotide messenger RNA. It is a transcript of the gene alpk1, whose product is annotated as alpha-kinase 1. Gene Ontology annotation, molecular function: ATP binding; protein serine/threonine kinase activity. Gene Ontology annotation, biological process: protein phosphorylation. Bases 126 to 4676 code for a protein of 1516 amino acids. NCBI's taxonomy places the organism in Eukaryota, Metazoa, Chordata, Actinopteri, Cypriniformes, Danionidae. The transcript is spliced from 14 exons. The record is from RefSeq and is a predicted model, not a curated record.
ACAAAAGUUUAUUAUGUGCUGAUUUCAUCUCGACACAGAGGAUCAGUGUGUUGUCAUACUGCGAGUUCUCGGAGACUCCAGGUUUGAUUGUGUUAAGGCAGCAGACGGCCGCUAGAUUCUCAAGCAUGAGUGUUGAGCAGGUGUCGCUGUUGCUGCAGGAGUGUGUGCGAUGUGCACAGAGUGAACACAUGGAACCCACGGAGCUGCUGCUGCUCCACCGUGGGCAGUUUCCGGAUGAUCUGAACGCACUCCUGCAGGACGCGGCUGACAGAAAGUGGCCGUUUGUGGAGGAGAAAUGGCAGUACAAGCAGUCGGUGUCGUCUGAAGACAAGAUCAACUCAUCAGAGCUCAUCAGGGCGCAUCUGCAGGACUUACUGCUCUUCCUCAGAGACUGUAUCGCGGCCGAUGAUCCGGGUUUGGCUGCCGCUGUGCUGUUUCUGCUGGACCGUCUUCUGUACUGGAUGGACGGCUCACAGAGCCUGCUGAAGGUUGCUAAAGCAUUGCACAAACGUUAUCCAGAAGUUCCCAUUGCUCCUCAGGUCAUCAUCCGGCAGGCUCGGGUUUACCUGAACACAGGUAAACUCAGGAAGGCAGAGUUCAUUCUCAGCAGUCUGAUCAAAAAUAAUGCUUCCACAGGCUGCUGGUCGUAUCAGAAGGCCAGUGAUCAGACUCUGGUGCAGGCCGUCUGUCUGCAGGUGCGCGGACAGGUGCUGCAGACGCUGGGUCUGUGGCUGGAAUCUGCGGAGCUCCUCUGGGCUUCUGUGAUCGGCUUUUACACUCUUCCACAGCCUGACAAGAAGGGCAUUGGAACGUCUCUAGGGCUCCUGGCUAACAUACUGACCUCCAUGAAUGAGCGAGACUUCACCGCACUCCAGAAUAAACCACAUAUUAAACUGAGUUUUCUCGGAGAGACUCGUCAUCGUCUGCUUUCUGCGGCACAGGCGGCCAAAAUGGCUGUUGUGUUAAGUCAAUAUGGAUCUCUGUACGUUCUGACCAAUGUGGUGGCACGGGGGAUUUGUUUACUGUCCUACAGUUUCUCUAGAAAGUGCCCUACUGGCGAUCAGCAUAAGUAUAUGUCUUUGGCUAAAGAGGCUUUUGAGAUCGGCUUGUUGACCAAGACUGCAGCAGAUGUGGUCACCAGUAAACUGGAGCUGCACACGUUCCUCAAAGCCGCGUACAGUUUAACUGCAACUCACCGAUGGAUGAGCGGACCAUCAGACAACAUCAUCACUGCUACUGCCGUUUGUAGACAGGCUUUGACUUUAUUUGUCCACUACUGCAAUAUAACCGAUUCCUCUUUGUGUGCUGAGAUAAUGCAGAAGAUACAACAGAUUAAGACGUUGUUGAACGUGAACCCUUUUCAUAACUCAGAUCCACUCUCGUUUAUUCCAGACAGCUACCGUUCCAUGCACAUCAAGCCAGUUUUGUUCACUCCAGAUGAUUUUAAGAAGACAUUGGAUGUUUUUGAAAAGCACCACAAGUCUGUUUGCGAGGCAUUAACAAAUGAUGCUCGUCAAGUUUCAUCCUCGACUCAUGCACAGUGUAUAACUGCGUUUCAGACGAGCACGGAGGUUCUGACUACAGAGGUUUCCACAUGCAGUCAUUCGCAUGCAGAUUCCUUCAAGCAGACUCGGUCUAAUAGCAGAAAGUUUGGUCAAAACUCUCACAACACAAGCAGUUCUGGCUCUUAUGAGCCUCUCGAUGACUCUAGUGAUGGAGGUCAAGCAGCAAACAUUGUCAGUCCAAGGAAUCAACGUAAUACUCCCAAUACCUUUAGAUACAACAAAGGUAACCAAAGUCAGUCCCAACCAAUGCAGUCGGAAGCCGGAACAUCAGAAAGCCGAAUAAGAAACCAUCGGAAGUAUCUGGGAGCAAGAACAUCUUCAAGCUCGCACAGCAAUUGCUUUUCAUGGGAAAUUGUAUCAGGACGAUCUCAAAGCAGCAUAGAAACUGAAGACGAUGCAGUUGAUCCUUUACAUGACAUCAAUAAGGAUACACAGUUUGGCGACCCCAACAUUGUUAGACACAACAAGGGGAUCCAAAGUCAAUCCCAACCAAUCCAAGAGCCAGCCACAGCUGAAGACAUUGAAGAUGAGAUGCAGAAUAUGUCAAGAAUCCAACGAAUAGAUGUUCCAAAGAAACGGGAACCAAGAACACUCUCCAGUUCCUUUGGGAGCCGCACUUCAUAUGAGCAUCUAUCAGGACAAUCUCAAAGCAGCAUAGAAACAGAGGACGAUAUUGUAGAUCCCUCACAAAAUGCCAACAAAGUUGAUGCCUAUGCACAGAGUGGUGCUUCUAACAUCCUUAGACACAACAAAGGGAUUCAAAGUCAAAUCCAGCCAAUGAAUGAACCUGCCACAACUGAAGAUGUUGAAGACGAGACACCAAAUACGUCUACUCAGCAGAGAGGUGUCCACAUUAUACGCAACAAAGGCAUCCAAAGACAGUCCCAAACAAUGAAAGAGCCCAUCUUAACAGAAGAAGUUGAAGAUGAACCACUGAAUACAUCAUCUACCCAUCAGAAUGAUACCAAGAACCUGGGAGCAAGAAUGUCUUUAAGUUCCUGUAGUAGUAGCUCUUCAUGGAAUCGUGUAUUGGGACAAUCUCAAAGUAGCAUAGAAACUGAGGAGGACGCUAUAGAUCAAGCACAGAACAUCAACAAAUUCAAUCCCAGUGCAAAGGUUGGCAGCUCCAAUAGCCUUAGACACAACAAAGGCAUCCAAAGUCAAUCUCAGCCAAUGAAAGGACCAAUAUUAACUGAAGAUGAACAGUCAAAUACAUCAGAUGCUGCAGAUUCUUCACAAAAUGUCAACAAUAUCAAUGCUAAAUCAAAAAUUGGUGAUGCCAAUGCCAUUAGACUCAACAAAGGGAUCCAAAGUCAGCCUACAGCUGAAGAUAUGUCAAGAACCCAACGAAUAGAUGUUCCCAAGAAACGGGAACCAAGAACAUUUUCCAGUUCCUUCGGGAGCCGCUCUUCAUGGGAGCAUCUAUCAGGACAAUCUCAAAGCAGCAUAGAAACAGAGGAUGACAUUGUAGAUCCCUCAGAAAAUGUCAACAUAGCCAACCCCAGUGGAAAAACUGGUGACUCCAACACCAUUAGACAUAACAAAGAAACCCAAAGUCAAUCCCAGCCAAUGAUUGAACCCAUCUUAACUGAAGAUAUUGAGGAGGAACCACCAAAUUCAUCAGAUCCUCCAUUAAACAUCAACAAAAUCAAUCCCAGUGCAAAGAUUGGUGACUCCAACACGAUUAGACACAACAAAAGGAUCCGAAUUCAAUCCCAACUAAUGAAAGAGCCCAUUUUAACAGAAGAUGUUGAAGAUGAGACACCAAAUACAUCAACUGCACAACAGAGAGACAUUAAGACAAACCUGGGACCAAGAACAUCUUUAAGUUCCUUCAGCAGUCACUCUUCUUGGGAAUGUGUAAAGGGACAAUCUCAAAGUAGCAUAGAAACUGAGGACGAUGCUAUAGGAACUAAUCAUAACAGUAGUGAGAUGAAUAAUGAUGCAAAUCUUAGUAGAAGCCCUUCGUUUUCCCUGUGCAACAGCUCUGAACUGGAAGCAUCUUUUCAAAAACUGUCCAUAAGCCCCAUCGCUGAUGCUGAAAGUCUAGAAUUGAUGCGUAAAAAGGAAAGAAAGGAUCGCGGUAAUAAAGCAUUUCCUCUUAAUGUCUCAGACAAGAUUCGUAAAUCUCAAAAUACCACAAGUGACUCAUUUGAGGAGCUGGGCUUUGAAGAUCUAUCUUUACUCGACAACCAUCAGAAAACGAGGAGCUCCAUCAAACCUUCGUCUAACGGAGGGAAUGCACCGCCAUGCAGCAACUGUUUUGAGAACUGCAUCAUGGGAAGUGAAGUUCUGACCGAGCCGGACUACAGAUCUCUGUUGGCUGGAGUUUGUCACCGAUGCCUUGUGGAACGGCUGCCGAAUAAACCGCUGAAGCCCCUGGAGAAAAGACAGCAGCUGAAGGCCUACGACGCUGUUGUCCUGAAGUACUCGAAGGCCUCAGACGAGUGGACGGGCUGUGAGACCAGUGUUUAUAUUGGGGAGCCGAUGGGAGUCCAGGGCCAACAGAGGAGAGCCGUACAGCUGCAAUACCUGCACCAGGAGCAGCUGCUCAGCAGCUAUGUAGGGAAGGAGUAUCUGAAGGAGAAAGGGCUCCAUGCUCAUCUUGAUGACGUGGAGAGGCAGAUGACUGCUCAAUACUAUGUUAAUGAGUUCAAUAAAUGCCUGUAUGAUAAUAACGUCACCACCCAGAUCUUCUUCAUCCCUUCUGAAGUGCUGCUGGUUAUGGAGAAUAAUCAUAUCAUGACAUGUUUAUCCGCGGAGCCGUACAUGUCUGGCACGUUUGUCAAGCUCACCAACAACACUAAUAAGACACAAAUGAAGUAUGAUGCUACGAAGUACGGCAUUGCGUUUGGUCAUUUCACCUAUGAGUUCUCCAAUCAUCAGGAGGUGGUGGUGGAUCUACAAGGGUGGAUCACUGCCAAUGGGAAGGGCUUGACGUACCUGACGGACCCCCAGAUUCACUCACUCAUCCGCCUGAAGUCCAGCCGCUCUCAGCAGACGGGCAUCAAUAACUUCAUCAGACACCAGCAUGGAGAACACUGUAAUGACAUCUGCAGAGCUGCUGGCCUCACACACAUUACAGCUGCAGGACACAAUUCAGGAUUAUAGCUGUAGAGCUGCAGAGGUGUGUCCAUCCACCUAUUUUAAUGCACAUUUUGGUUUAUUGCAUUUAAAAAAAGCUCAAUAGAAAUGCCAAGAUAUGCAUCAAUUUUGAAAAUGCGCAUAGAAAAAUGUAAGCACAUAACUGAGUAGGAUCAACUUUACUUUAUUUGCUGGAGUUUCUGCUUAUCAGAUGAUUUGACAGAUAUAAAUGUGUGUGUGUGUGAGGGUCUUUGUGUAAUUAAUGUUAGUUUGACAGAUGUAAAUGUGUGUGUGAGGGUUAAUAUUUCCCCCAGCACAUUAAUGUGUGUGUGUAGUCAUGUUUGUUCUGCGAUCUUCAGAGUUUUUGUUAGAUUAGUUGAUCAGCUUUGAUUUUGGUUCUGAUUAAUCUAAUCCAGGGGUCACCAAACUUGUUCCUGGAGGGCCGGUGUCCUGCAGAUUUUAGCUCCAACCCUAAUCAAACACACCUGAACAAGCUAAUCAAGGUCUUACUAGGUAUGCUUGAAACAAUUAAGCAGGUGUGUUGAGGCAAGUUGGAGCUAAACCCUGCAGGGACACCGGCCCUCCAGGACCGAGAUUGGUGACCCCUGAUCUAAUGUAUCUGCACUAUGACUGUAGGUAUCCUGCAGGGGAUGUUACUGUAAAAGAGAGAUCUGUGAGGGGUCAACUCAAUUAUGAUGGACACUCGAUAAUAGGGAUGUCAAUCUCAGUUCCUGGAGGGCCGCUUCCCUGCAUUGUGUAGUUCCAACCCUGCUUCAACACACAUACCUGCAGGUUUCAAACUUGCCUGAAGGACUCAAUUAGUCUGAUCGGGUGUGUUUAAUUAGAGUUGGAACUAAACUGUGCAGAGCUGUGAGUUUGACACUUGUGUUCUGUAAUAAUACUACUGUACAGUGGCGAAGUGCAAUUAUUGAAGCAAAUUAGCUGCAAUAUUCAAUAUGUCAGUGCAACGUGUAAAAUGGCAGUGUAUUAUAUCUUUAUUUAAAUUGUCGUUCUCCUUGACAUAACGUUGAAGUCUAAAUGAUUCAUCCUCCUGUGAUAUUUGUAUUCCUUCACAAAUAUUUCCCAUGUGAUGUUCAACAGAGCAAAGGACAUUUGACAGUAUUUUCUCUCAUGUUUUAUUCUUCUGGAGAAAGUCUUAUUAUUUUAUUUUAGCACACUGAAAGCAGUUUUGGGAUUGUUUUAAAACACUUUUAAGGUCAAUAGUAUCAGCCCCCUUAAGCGAUAUCUUCAUGAUGGUCUACAGAACAAACCACUGUUGUCAUUGUUUAUUGUAGCAAAUUAAAAUUUCAUUCAUUCAUUUUC